AUGCACUGCCAUGCGGAGGUGAGGCUGAGCUCGCCCGGCCAGCUCAAAGCAGCCAGGCGGCGCUACAAGACCUUCAUGAUCGACGAGAUCCUGUCCAAGGAGACUUGCGACUACUUCGAGAGACUUUCCCUCUACUCCGUGUGCCCGUCGCUGGUGGUGCGACCCAAGCCCUUGCAUUCUUGUACGGGCUCAGCUUCCCUUCGGGCAUACCCGCUCCUCUCAGUAGUCGCCAGACAACCCACAAUCAUCUCUCACCUGGUCCCUGCUGGCACCGGGAUCAGCCCAGCCUUGCCCCACCAUGUGGCCUCCGAGGCUUCUAAUGCUGAGGCCCCAGGUGAGACACUGGGCAGCAGUGAGUCGGAGACGGAACAGCCAGCCCCACGACAGAAGAAGCCUCGGAGGAGCCGCACCAUCUUCACAGAGCUGCAGCUUAUGGGCCUGGAGAAGAAGUUCCAGAAGCAGAAGUACCUGUCCACACCGGACAGGUUGGACUUGGCCCAGUCUCUGGGCCUCACUCAGCUACAGGUGAAGACAUGGUACCAGAACCGCAGGAUGAAAUGGAAGAAAAUGGUUCUCAAAGGUGGACAGGAAGCACCCACCAAACCCAAAGGCCGCCCCAAGAAGAAUUCCAUCCCCACCUCGGAGGAAAUCGAAGCAGAAGAGAAGCUGAACAGCCAGAGCCAGGCAUCCCCAGAGCCGGGCCAGGGCCAAGAAGAGGCCCGUGAACCUCAGGAGUCCCAGGCCUGCACUGAACCCCUGGAGGUGGUGGAGCCUCCCAGCCAGCCCCAGAAGCUACCCACGGCCUUGCCUUCAGAACCCCCACCAUCCAGCUAG
Messenger RNA from Suncus etruscus (white-toothed pygmy shrew), 834 nucleotides. RefSeq names its product BARX homeobox 2 (gene BARX2). Gene Ontology annotation, molecular function: RNA polymerase II transcription regulatory region sequence-specific DNA binding; DNA-binding transcription factor activity, RNA polymerase II-specific. Gene Ontology annotation, biological process: regulation of transcription by RNA polymerase II. Lineage: Eukaryota; Metazoa; Chordata; Mammalia; Eulipotyphla; Soricidae. The transcript has 4 exons. The coding region runs from base 1 to 834 and encodes 277 amino acids. The record is from RefSeq and is a predicted model, not a curated record. Gene Ontology annotation, cellular component: nucleus.